Messenger RNA from Pseudonaja textilis, 1545 nucleotides. RefSeq names its product vomeronasal type-2 receptor 26-like. The record is from RefSeq and is a predicted model, not a curated record. Gene Ontology annotation, cellular component: plasma membrane. Gene Ontology annotation, molecular function: G protein-coupled receptor activity. Gene Ontology annotation, biological process: G protein-coupled receptor signaling pathway. NCBI's taxonomy places the organism in Eukaryota, Metazoa, Chordata, Lepidosauria, Squamata, Elapidae.
AUGACUCAGAACUACCAGCAUAUCUUGGCCUUGGUCUUUGCAAUAAAGGAAAUCAAUGAAGAUCCCCAGAUCUUACACAAUUUCACUAUAGGAUUCCAUGUCUAUGAUACACUUAUGAAUACCAGGUGGGCCUUUCGUUCUGCAAUGCAACUUAUUUCUCCAAAAGAGCAAUUUCUUCCCAAUUACCAUUGUGAUAAUAAAGACAAUCUUCUUGCAAUUAUUGAAGGACUUGGCAUUGAAUCUUCCUAUCAGAUCCCAAAUAUUUUUAGCCUCUAUAAGAUUCCGCAGCUGCUCUAUUUUCUGAAGCAAGUGUCUUUCAACAAUAACAUAGGGGAAAUGGUUUCCUUUGACCAGAAUGGUGUACUUCUAACAACAUUUGAUGUUAUAAACUGGGUUUUGUUUCCAAAUGAGUCUUUAAUUGGAGUAAAAGUUGGAAUGAUCAACUCACAAGUAACAAGAGACCACAAAUUGAUGAUGAACAAAAAUUCCAUUGUUUGGCAUAGCUGGUUUAAUGAGGUGCAACCUCUCUCAAUCUGUAGUAACAAGUGCCAACCAGGUUACAGCAAACAAAAGAAAGAAGGGGAGUCAUUCUGCUGCUAUGAUUGCAUUCCCUGUCCAGAAGACAAGAUUUCUGAGUGGGAAGAUAUGCCUGACUGUGUUGAGUGCAAACAAGAUCUUUACCCAAACAAUCAUCAGAAUGCCUGCAUUCCUAAAAUUGUAAUCUUUUUAUCCUAUAAUGAACCUAUGGGAAUGGGUUUAACCAUUGGGGCUCUUUUUCUUUCACUAAUAACUAUUGGCAUUUUAAAAACAUUUAGAACUCAUCACAAUACUCCCAUCGUCAAAGCUAAUAACCGGGAUCUCACAUAUAUUCUUCUUGCCUCCCUUCUUCUCUGCUUCCUCUGUACUUUGUUUUUUAUUGGGCAGCCUCAGAAGAUCAUGUGUGUCCUGCAACAAGCAGUUUUUGGCAUUGUCUUCUCAGUGGCUGUUUCUUCAGUAUUGGCCAAAACCAUCACUGUGGUUCUGGCAUUUAUGACCACCCAACCAGGGACAAAGAAAACUAGGGGGAUGGGGAAAGGACUGUCCAGUUUCAUUGUCAUUUCUUGUUCUCUUAUUCAAGUUGGCAUUUGUACUGUGUGGCUGUCAACCAGCCCCCCAUUCCUGGAUGCUGAUAUGCAUUCAGGAAUGGGUGAAAUUACUCUGCAGUGUAAUGAGGGAUCCCCUGUCAUGUUUUACAGUAUGAUUGGGUACAUGAGCUUUUUAGCCAUUGCCAGCUUUAUAGUUGCUUUCUUUGCCAGGAAUUUACCUGACAGUUUCAAUGAAGCCAAAUCUAUUACAUUCAGCAUGUUAGUGUUCUGCACUGUAUGGCUGUCAUUUGUCCCAACUUACCUGAGCACCAAAGGAAAAUACAUGGUUGCUGUGGAGAUUUUCUCUAUUUUAGCUUCCAGUGCUGGAUUGCUGAGUUUUAUAUUUUUUCCCAAAUGGUACAUCAUUGUUGUGAGGCCUGAACUGAACAACCGGGAUCAGCUUAAAUGGAGAAAGCACUGA